This is a messenger RNA of Chlamydomonas reinhardtii, 3212 nucleotides long. RefSeq lists its product as uncharacterized. Lineage: Eukaryota; Viridiplantae; Chlorophyta; Chlorophyceae; Chlamydomonadales; Chlamydomonadaceae. The coding region runs from base 258 to 2897 and encodes 879 amino acids. The record is from RefSeq and is a predicted model, not a curated record. The transcript is spliced from 4 exons.
CUCGUAUUUGCCCAGACGUGUUGCUAGCGCUGUUGAGGAAGCGCACUCGCACACGGCCGUUGCCCAGCUCCCACUCUUGCAUCAUAGCCAUGCAGACUGCAGCUGACAUACGUGUUCAUAGCCUUGCGCUGUACUUUUCCUGCAAAACAGUUCCGAGUUCACUCGCCAGACGGAUGUCAAUACCCCGAGCUCUCGGCUGAAAGACAUCUAGACAAACAUACAGCUUUGCUGAACCAAUAAAUACUGGUAGGAUCAUAAUGAGCACCUUGCCACACGACCAGGCGCUGGCUCCUCCAGCAGCGUCUGAGCCAAGCUCCAGUGCUUCCUACAUGCGCUGCACAUCCGUGUCUUCGCCCGAGCGGCAGUCGGCAGCAGAGCUGCAUGAAUGCGCUCCUCAGCAACGCCGUGUGUCGUCCCCGUCGCACCGUCUUGAGGUGACAGCCGAAGCGGCGCAGACCCACGGCAUCCUGCACGCUAGCGCAACAGGCAAUGCUCCGCAGCCCAGCGCGACCGCUCUUAUCGCCGUGUUGUCCGAAGGCACUUCCCCUGAGAUAUGCCCUUACGUAACGGUGCUGAUGGACGCCGACGAGACGGGGCCCCUGCCGGAGCAGAGCGCGCGCAGCGGCGGCGCCUUCACACCGCGCCGCAGCACCAACGGCCACAGCGGCAACGAUGACGACGCCUCCACCUCCUCAGCCCACACCCAGCCCGGGACGUCCAUCUCUGCACGCGCCUCCCCACCGCUGCUGCCGACCAGCCCCGGCUAUGGCUUUGACGGCGCCGGCGGCUCCCUGUAUGGCUGCCUGCUGCAGCGCCUGGCGCCGCUGUCGCCGUCGCUGGCGGCCCUGGCACCGGCCCACUGGGGCGACGUGGAUGCGGUGGUGCAGGCCCUAGCCGCCGACCUGCAGGGCGGGCCUGGCGGCGCCGGUCUGGCACCAGCCGCCUCACCCACUGCCGCCGUGUCGCGGCUGCCCGUGCCGCUCAUGCCGGACUCGCCGCCGCCCCCAACGCAGCAGCAGCCGGGCACGCCGGAGUCGCCGCUGCACUGUCUCGAGGCGGCCGCCGCUACUGCGAUGGCUGAAAAAGCGGCGCCGCCGCCUCCGUGUGCGUCCCUGUCCCGCCAGGCCUGCGAGCUUCAGGGCCUGGCUGGUGACCUGGUGGCGGUGCUGCGCCAGGCCGGCGACGACAUCCGCCGGCUGCGUGCCAGGCGGCCGCGCCGGCCGCUGCUGCUGUUGCCGCGCACAGCCGCCCUGCUGGCGUCGUCAGCCGGGCGCAGCGGAGGCGAUGGAGACGCCGCGCCCGGUGAGCGUCGGCGGGCGCUCAGCCGUAGCUGCAGCACUCGACACGGCGGCGGCAGGACCAGCGCCUCGCCCGCACGCGCGCCGCUGCGGCGGGCGGUCAGCGGCAGGACAAGGGAGUGGGGUGGAGGAGGCUUUGGUGGCCAGGGCGGCGCCGGCACGGGCACUCAGGCGCCGCGGCGUGAGCAGCUGCUGCUGCGCACGAGUUCGCGCGGCGCCUCGGUUCGCUGGGCCGCGUCGGCCGCGCCGCAGGCUCCGGCCGCCGCGCUGGCGCCGUCGCUCAUGAGCAUCACGUCUGAGAUGGCGCCGGUAUCACAGCCCGCGAUUGUGGUGGCGCGCAGUCGGGACGGCUCGCUGCGGCCUGCCAGAACCACGAGUAAGGACGGCGCCGCGGCCUGCACGGCGGCGACUGGGGUCAGCCGCAUCCCGCGGCCACAGGGAGUAGUGGCCCAGAUCAGUGCCCCUAGCGGCGGCGCCAAGGGUGCCAUGUCCGAAGCAGCCGCGGCGCUGGCGGCGGCAGCAGCGGCCGCGGCGGCGGUGCAGACGCACGUGCAGUCGCUGCGGGACCGGCGGCGGGAGACGCAUGGCGAAGACCCGGCCUUUGCAAUGGCGCGGCUGGAGUAUCAACGCAGCUGCCGUGCCGCCCAGGAGGAAGCCGCUAGCCGCCGGGCGGCUCAGCUGCUGCUGGCGCCAGGACCAGCCGCAGUCGCUGCCGCCGCGGACCGCUCAGGGCCGCCCAGGGCUCCGCCUGCCGGCAUGAGGAUGUCGGCAUCCUCUGUCGCGUCUCAGCCCCUGACCUCCGCGCUCCUCCUGGCAUCUGCGGCCGCCGCGGAGCGUGGGUCAGGGGCCCAGGGCCCGGCCGCAUGCGCCACGAAUGAGGGCGAGCACAUGGAGAAUACGGUGUGCGCCGCUGGCGCUGGCACUGAUGGCAGCAGUCAGGCGAGCACAGCAGCUGGCGUUGCGCCGGGGCCGCGUCCACCCCGGGCUGCCGUCAUGUCUCGCUGCAGCUCCUCGCACUCCCUGGCCAGCGUCGCCAGCGGCAUGAGCGCCAUCAGCGGCGUCAGCGCCGCCGCCAGCGCCUUCAGCGCCGCCAGCUCGGCGGCUGCGCGCUGUGGUUACGGCCACGCCGGACAUGGCGGCCGGGUGUGCGCGGCGUGCAGCCGCCGCGCCGCCGCAGCCGCCGCGGCGGCGGCGGAGGGUGGCGGCUCGGGGUGCGGAGGAGGCGGUGGCGGAGGCGAUGGCAUGGGAGCAAGCAGCGUGUGGGGCGGCGAGGGGCAGCGGGCGCAGCAGCGGCAGCAGGAGCGGGCGGUUGACGUGGCGGUAGAGCGUCUGAGCGGCGUGUUUGAGGCAAACCAGGUGUCGCUGGGUCUGACCAAGGUGGCGGCCUUCACCUACGCCGCGGGCGCCAAGCGCUACCGGCUGCAGCUGCUGCCGGACGGGCGUCUGGCGGUGCGGCGCGGCGGCGGCUGGGAGGAGCUGACGGCGGCGCUGGCGCGGAGCCCGAGGCUGGCGGCGGCGGGGAUAACCGGGGCUGCGGUAGCCGCCGCGGCUGCCAGCGGGGCUAGUGCGGGUGCGGCCGUGGGUGCGGCCCACGGUUAACCCUGGGUAACGCGGAGACACCCACGCCGGCGUGGAAACUUGAAAGGAUGCAGCGGGCUGCAGUAUAGAACGUGUAUGAAGGUUGCAUAAUGCUCGUAUGUGAGGCUUGCAAGCUAAGGAGCGAGUGCUGCACGCGGUUUUGUUCGCGGCGAUGCGUAGUCUUCAGCAGGCAAUGGCCGCGACUUCCUAACCGGUAACGCCGCUUUGCCCAUUCCAUAUUUUCCUACUACAUUUGUGAGCUGAGGGUCAGCGACUUAAACAAAGCCUAGUAAUGAUUGAGUAACGUAAUUGCAGCGGUUGGUCGCCGAUGCCCUA